AUGGCUUCCGGGGAUACGGCCGCCAUCGAUACGAUCGAUGUCGAGUCGGCCCUCUCAACGAAAAAUUCCGAGUUCACCGCCAGCAGCAAAGAUCAGCCACUGGAGCUAGACGAAUAUGGAAAAUUCAUUAAGGACACGCCGGGAAAAUUCAUCAUGGCUGAUGGGAUGUCGGGCGAACAGUCGCUGGCGCCGCGGCCGCACCGGCCAAAGUCGGACAAGGAGCGCAAAAUCGGCCAUCGGCGGGUCGGCGAGGGGGGCGAAAUUACGUACAAGAAAAUCCAAACCACCACGAUCAUGGGCUCGAUCCAGCUCGGCAUCCAGCAUACGGUCGGCAGCCUGGCGUCGAAACCGCGGCGCGAUCUGCUGAUGAUGGACUUCUGGGAGCUGGAGACGAUAUCCUUCCCGCCGGAGGGCUCCAGCAUGACACCCGCGCACCACUACAGCGAGUUUAAGUUUAAGAUCUACGCGCCGAUCGCGUUCCGGUACUUUCGCGACCUGUUCGGCAUUCAGCCGGACGACUUUAUGAUGUCCAUGUGUUCAGCCCCGCUGCGGGAACUCUCGAAUCCGGGUGCAUCCGGUUCCAUCUUCUAUCUGACGGACGACGAUGAGUUUAUCAUUAAGACCGUGCAACACAAAGAGGGAGAGUUUUUGCAAAAACUGUUACCAGGGUACUAUAUGAAUCUAAAUCAAAAUCCCCGCACGCUGUUGCCGAAGUUUUUCGGUCUGUACUGCUACCAGUGUAAUAGUAAAAACGUUCGACUAGUUGCUAUGAACAACUUAUUGCCCUCUUAUGUGAGGAUGCACCUUAAGUACGAUCUCAAAGGGUCGACCUACAAGCGAAAGGCCAACAAAGCGGAACGAUCGAAAUCGUCCCCGACGUACAAGGACCUAGACUUCAUGGAGCAACAUCCGAACGGGCUGUUCCUCGAGGCGGAAACGUACAGCGCGCUGAUUAAAACGAUCCAGCGGGAUUGUCGGGUGCUGGAGUCGUUCAAAAUCAUGGACUACUCGCUACUGGUCGGCAUCCAUAAUCUCGAUCUGGCGGUGAAGGAGAAACAGGAGGCGGCCGCCAAGGCACGGUCGGAAGGUGAAUCGGACUAUGAGGACGCGCCGGAAGCGGACCAGUACAUGGUGCAGGAGCGGGAGGAACAGCGAACGACAGCCCUAAACAGGAGCAGGCACACAACCUACGGAAAGAUGCUGAUUAGGUCUAUCAACCGGCAAAGGCUUGUUGCGCAUUCGACAGCAAUGGAAAGUAUUCAGGCUGAAAGUGAACCGAUCGAUGAAGAGGAUGAUGUCCCUCCCGGUGGAAUUCCUGCGCGCAGUGAAAAGGGCGAACGGCUACUGCUGUUCAUCGGUAUCAUCGAUAUUUUGCAGUCGUAUAGAUUAAGGAAAAAGCUAGAGCACACGUGGAAAAGUAUUAUCCACGAUGGUGAUACCGUGUCGGUGCAUCGGCCUUCCUUCUAUGCACAGCGCUUUCAGGAGUUUAUGGCCAAAACCGUGUUUAAGAAAAUUCCCUCGCUGGAUCUGCCCGAGAUCAAGGGCAAUCAUAGAAAAUUUCGCACGUUGGUCACCAGCUACAUAGCGCUAAAACAUUCACCAUCCAAGAGAAAAAGCUUAUCGAAAGCAGCACAGAGAGCAAAAAAUGAAGAAACAGAUAGUCAACCUGUAGCUGGCAGUUCCCAUCAGCAUCACCACCAAAAUCAGCAGUUCAACCCGACCCAGACGCAUUUCAAUCAGCAAACAACGGGGACUCCUAAAUCAGAUGUAGAUACUUCCUCCAGCGUGCAUACGGCGGCCACGAUCACGACCACCUCCAGCAGCAGUGGUGGUGCCGCUGCCGGUGGCAAUGGUGGUAAAGCGGGUGGUCUUGGCACUAGGGCUGCCGGUGGCGGCGGUGUUGGUGGGGCCGGUAGUGCCUCCGUAACGCCGACCAACAUGCCACCGCUGAAAAAGAAAACGACGGUCGUAAAGCAAAGCGUCCCACCGCCGGUUCCACCGCGCGGCUCGCCCAAGUUCAACAAGGCGAGCGGUGCAGGGUCGGGCCGACCCGGCGGUGGUGCUUCCGGUUCGCUACCCAGCCAGUCCAGUGGCCACCGGGGACGAUCCAGCGCAGGCACAUCUCCUUCCUGUUCUUCCACUCCUCCUCCCGCUUUUGACGACAUCUCCGAGCACGGUAGCAGUAGCCAUCGACACUCGUCGGAUGACAAAACGGGCAGCAGCAGCGGAAUCGGAAGUGCCGGCGCCAGCGGCUUCGGAGGCGGCGGCGGUGGCGGCGGCGACGGUAUCGGAGGCGGCAGCGGCGGUGGUGGCGGCUCCGUCGAUCGGCGGAGCGCAUCCUGUCGCAGUGAUAACUACAAAGAAGACUCAAUAAGUAUAUCAGAAAUAAGAUUAGAAAGUCAUUUAGCAGUCGAAUCAUCAUCCAAUAGCAAUUACGGCUCGCGGGGGGCCCUAGCGUCGGUCGAAGGAUCGACCCCAACGUGGACUGAAGGAACGCCCAGCUUUACGGAUUCGAGCUCGAGCGGUGAUAUUGGAACAUUCUCAGGCCAUUCCUCUCCCAUGUCGGAUCGGGAUCGCCACAAGCCCACGGUCGAGAAGGCGCUGAACUCGCUCACAUCGGAAAUGGAAAAUUUACGAUAUCAAGUAGAUUACGAUUACAACUAAUAAGCCGGACGAGGCCGGGUUAAUCAAGUGUAAAGGGUUCUGUGUGGUGUCGACAAUCGUCGACAUUGUUGCUAGUAAGACCAGUGUGGAAUAACGCGCGUUACGCCACGCACUUUACGCAAAUAAUGUUGUUGCGCAGACCGAUACGAAAGAAAGCGGGGAAAAAGAGGACUAUGUACAUAUGUAACAAACCGUAUCAUCAUCAAUCAAGUUGAAACCAUACAGAAGGCUGACGACGUGUGUGUGUGUUUGUGUGUGCGUAUGGCACAUUGGGGAGAAAAGCGAGAACGGCGUGCCACAAAGACAAUGAACGCGCGGAAUGGCGAAGGAGGAGAAAUCAAAACUCUUAAAAAAAAGACACAUACAUUAGCUAAAUAAGCGUUAAUAUCACGUUAGAAGUUCGUAACACGAUUCGCCUACCAUUCCAUAAUACCGGUAGAAGAAGAAAAAACAUUCACGGAAAACGGAAAGAGCAAUAUUAUAGAAUGAUCAUCCGGAUUCCUGUUUCUUGUAAGGUUUUGUUUUUAUUUUUUAUUUUAUUGCCUAACCCUUUUCUAACAUCCUCUAUGGACUAUACCCUUGUAAACCUUGCCAUUAAAUCUUUACCUUUCUAGUGCUUCCAAGUUUUUCGUUCGUUUGAGGCAAUAAUCGUUCAUCAAAAACGGGAUAUAAAAGAAAAUUAUUGAACGUAUAAAUGCAAACAUCCUUCUGCAGCAAGCAACUAUCGAUUGUUAAUACAUAUAAGAAAGUAUGGAAAGUUAUAUCGUUCGUUAAUUACCUAAUCCUUCUUCUUUCACGUUCUCCAAGCCUUAAUCAAUCCAACGAAAAUAAGCUAAAAAAGGGGGAGCUCGAUGAGGUUGACUGCUCUGGUAAAAGAAAAACAAGCAAAGAGAAUGGAAGCUGAUGAAGGACAACGUUCAGUUCGAAACUUUGGAGUUGUCACCCGGUACAAUUAGAGGCCUAUAGCAUUGACCAGUGGUAACCAAAAUUCUAAUAAGAUUUAUCUUUAAUGAUUUGAAUGUGAUUUUAACAAGAUUUCUAAUAAUAGUGAUUUUGAUUUGUUACUAAGAAGAUUUCUAUUUCAUGAUUUGUGAUUUUACCAAUAAGAAAAGAAACAAUGACAUUAUUUAAGCCAGCUCUCCUUUAUCAAGGCUUUUUUUUGUUUCGAAUCUCAUUAAAUCGCAUGCAUAAUUUGUCUAAACAGAAUCAAAAGUAAAUGAAAUAAUUAUUUGUCUCAAACUUAAACCAAAUGUAUGCAAAAUUCUUCCAGUAUUGUUGAUGAAGGAAAAGGAAUUAAAUCGAUAAAGAACAAGAAGCGAACCGUAAGGAAGCGGAAUGACGCAACAACAACAAAAAAACACAAUAAAUACGUUAAUAUAUUUAAGCAAGAAGAUGUACAAUAAGCAGUUGUAGGCACGAUGUUAAAGCAAGAGUUAAACCAUACGCAUUUACCGUAUUAGUCUCCCACGGGGUCUACUAUACACACACACCCCCCAUGCCACCACCACUAAAAUCAUUAACACACCCCCCUUAUACGAGUGGUGUACAUACGUAUAUAUAUAUAUACACACACAUAUAUAUAGAUAUAUAGAUAUACAUAAAUAUCAUCCUAAUUGUAAAGAUAGCUACCAUUCAAUCUCAUACCAGGCAAAGGAUCUUGUCUCGUCGCCCAUCAUUGGAGGGAGGGAGGAGUCUCAUUCAGCCGCUAGUUUACUAUUCGGAGUAAUAUUAUUACUAUUUAUGAUAAAUAUAUGAAUGUUAUUCAAUCGUGUUACAGAACCACACACAAUAAUGGAAGCGAAAAGGGUGUAUAGGAAAGGGAUAAGCGUGACGCAUUCACGCAUUUCUGUAUGCAAACAAACACGUGAAAAGAAGAUGAUUUCAGGUGCAGUGUAUAAUUUUACGUACUUUCUCUUUGCAUUACGAAACAGCAGGCAAUCUUCUUGUUUUUGCAAUUUCUGAAAGACGCCCUAGUUGAAGGUUUUUGUGGGGGGUUUUAUUUUGAAACAAUUUUGCACAGCGGUAAAUGAAAAAUCUGUAUAAUCAAAACACAAUAUCACUUACUUACAUAUACGAAGGGAUGAAGAAGUGCGUUAAAGUUCAUGUUCAUCGGGUUGAAGGCAAGCAGAAGGAGGGAAGCAUUAUAAAUUCAUAUAUUCCAAAUCUCCACUCGGUAGUGGUGGUACGGAUAGACGCGUAUAAAUAUAGACAGCAAACAGCAAAUAGAAGAAGAGAAAACACCGUACACAACACUAUAAAUCGAGCAUAUAAAUGCGUUGUGGAAGGGAGGCUAUAGAUAGAUAGAAAGAGAAAAUACAAUAGGACAAACCCGAUGGCAAAACAAAUCGAAUCGAAUUAGAGCAACAACAAAGCGGGACGACGACGGGACUCGUCGAUCGUUAGUUCGACCGCGUUGUAAAACGCGUCUACAAGGUUUAUCGUUUGACAUGAGGAAACAAUAAUCGUAUAUAUAGCAUAAAACAAACUCCCCCUUCUUCCCGCGAUGGGAUAACAGCAAAAUGAAUCGUAUCGAUGGUAUAGGAAAAAGGCAUACAGAAAUGAGUGAAAAAAUGAGCGUAAAAAGCAGAAACACACACACAAUAUAUCCCUGAGGCAAUAAAUCGGAAUGCAAUAAUCAACGUGUUAGUGGAACCGAUCCUUGUCAGUUACUGUGCGCGGUUCAACAAGCCCGAAACAAUCGUUAGAUAGGGAAAGUGAUACGGCACGAUUUACUAGGGACAAAUUUAGGCAGACAAAAGAUUGAGCCCUUACUCUGUGCGGUUUAUGUUUUUUUGUUUUUGUUUUUUUUUUGGGUGGAUUAGGGUGAUGUAAACGUUAUCGCAAUGUGUGCAAUGCCAAUACUCUCUAUAAUAACCCUUCGAGAACGUAAAACAGCAGCAAACCUCCCUCUCUCUGUGUGUAAACUCACUACUUACCGGACACGUGCAUACGUAUUCGCUCAAUCUCAUGUCAACGAAAUGCAAAAAAAAUGAAACAUUUCAUUACUAGACAACCCAACACUCCCCAACCAACACACCAUAAUACGAUUUUGUCAGACUUCCUUAAACCAUGCAAAGACGUUAAAAGAGACGUUACUGUAAGAAACCCGUUAAACAUGUUUUGGGUCACACGCGUAUAUAGAGAGAUCACACGCGGUCGUAGGUGAAAGACACAAAAAAAUGUAACAAAUCUGAAUUGUGAAUAGUGUUGUAACGAUAUGCCAAUCGGGAGUGGUAGUAGUGAUGAAUAAUAGUGGCUGGAUCAAAUCAACCAAAAAAGGGGGAAUAGAGAGGGCAGGACGAAUUCCAAAACACACACAAACACACUAAACAACUAACUGAACUGAACUGCAACAAUCCGCGGGGAGUGGGAGGGGGCAACACACACCGCGAGCGUGUGCGCGGGACGGGGCAAGACAGAUGAGGUACGAAAUGCAUAUAAUAAAGAGAAAACAAAUACAAACGAAA
Molecule: messenger RNA, 6131 nt
Organism: Anopheles arabiensis
Lineage: Eukaryota; Metazoa; Arthropoda; Insecta; Diptera; Culicidae
Gene: PIP5K59B
Product: phosphatidylinositol 4-phosphate 5-kinase type-1 gamma
Exons: 18
Coding region: 1-2664 (887 amino acids)
Biological process (GO): phosphatidylinositol metabolic process
Molecular function (GO): phosphatidylinositol kinase activity
Source: RefSeq, a predicted model, not a curated record